This is a messenger RNA of Misgurnus anguillicaudatus (oriental weatherfish), 2440 nucleotides long. RefSeq names its product pseudouridine synthase 7 (gene pus7). Gene Ontology annotation, biological process: pseudouridine synthesis. Lineage: Eukaryota; Metazoa; Chordata; Actinopteri; Cypriniformes; Cobitidae. Gene Ontology annotation, molecular function: RNA binding; pseudouridine synthase activity. The record is from RefSeq and is a predicted model, not a curated record. Gene Ontology annotation, cellular component: nucleus.
AACCCGCCAGUACACCCACGAAAGAAGAAGAAGAAGACAUGCGCCAGUGGGCGGGGCUUUGUGAGUAUUCGUUUCCGGGGUCAGUUUAGAUUCAGAUGUGACGACUCACGUGUGUGAUUGUUUGGACGCGCUCGUAAAUCAGUGUUCGUUCAUCUCUUCUGCAGCUCAGUUAAAGUGUAAAGACAUCUGGAAAUCACACUGUUCCGAUCGGAUGGAGGACGCAGAGGUGACAGCAGUCUCACUCCCGGUUCUGGUCGGGGAAAAACGAUCCUGUUCAGACGAGGACCCUGAACCCGCAUCCAAAAAAGUUCGAGUUGAGGAAGAGGAGAGCAAAGGAAGAGAGGAUGAGAUUGAGGAGAGCAAAAGUAAGAAUGAAGAUGAGGAGGAGGAGCAGCUGUGUGAUGAGGAAGAGGAGCAGUUGGAUAAUUUUGCUGACAUGAUGAAGCAUGGCCUCAGUGAGUCAGAUGUGGGCAUUUACAAGUUCAUCAGUGAUCAUGAAGGAUUCUCGGGCAUUUUAAAGGAAAGAUACUCAGACUUUGUGGUCCAUGAGAUUAAUAAAGAUGGGAAGAUUGUUGCUUUGGAUGACCUGUCGGUUCCUGCUGACGUUGAGGAAAGCUCCAGCGACCUCAGUAACACCGAGUGUCCGGUUCUGACAGAAGAGCAGAAACUACAGCUGUCUGAACUUCAACUUUUCAAAAACAAAGAGGGAAAUGUGUCCAUCGAGGUGGUAGAAGACUCAAAGGAGAAUCGCACUUUACUGCACAAAGCUGUGAAGACUUUGUUUCCUGGCCUGGAAACCAAAACUGAAGAGAGAGAAGGAAAACGAUUCAUUGUGGCGUAUCACGCUGCCGGGAAGACGGCUCUGUCAGAGGUCAGAGUCUCAGCAGCCCCUAGAAAGCAUUCCUGGCCGAAGAAUCGAGGAAGUUUUUGUCAUUUCGUUCUCUAUAAAGAAAACAAAGACACCAUGGAUGCCAUCAACGUCCUCUCCAAGUUCCUCAGGGUUCGACCCAACAUGUUUUCCUACAUGGGCACUAAAGACAAGAGGGCCGUCACCGUUCAAGAGAUUGCAGUACUGAAAAUAAGCGCUGAAAGAUUAUCUCAUCUGAACAAGUGCCUCAUGAACUUGAAGCUGGGAAAUUUCAGCUAUAAGAGUCACCCAUUAAAACUGGGAGAGCUGCAGGGGAAUCACUUCACCGUCAUUCUCAGGAACAUUUCUGGCUCGCAGGAACAGGUGGAGCGUGCCAUGACCUCACUUAGGGACAGGGGUUUUAUUAACUACUACGGCAUGCAGCGUUUUGGGACCACGGCCGUCCCCACUCAACAGGUUGGCAGAGCAAUAUUACAGAACAACUGGAAGGAGGUGAUGGAUCUCAUCUUGAAACCUCGGGCUGGAGCUGAAAAAAGCUAUCUGGUGAAAUGUAGAGAAGAGUGGGCACGUUCACAAGACCCAGAAGCAGCUUUGAAGAAACUUCCGGUUAAACGUUGUGUUGAGGGGCAGUUACUGAGGGGUCUGGUGAAGUACGGCAUAAAAAACAUCAUCACAGCAUUCGGACUGAUCCCUCGUAACAAUCGGUUGAUGUACAUCCACAGUUAUCAGAGUUAUGUGUGGAACUUGAUGGUCAGCAAACGUGUGGAAGCGUUUGGUCUGAAAGCUGUGGGUGGAGAUUUGAUACUCAAAGGAGGCAGUGCUCACGUGCUGUCAGAUGAUGAAGCAGAGAAACGAUCUAUUCACGAUGUCGUGAUGCCACUUCCUGGGUUUGAUGUCAUUUACCCCACUCACAGCGUGGGCCAGUGCUACAAAGAGACGCUGGCGGCCGAUAACCUGGACAUCCACAACAUGAGGCACAAAGUUCGCGAUUAUUCUCUUGCUGGUGCUUAUCGACGAGUCGUCAUACGGCCCAGUGAUGUCAGCUGGGAGUUGAUUGAUUACGAUGAUCCACGCGUGAGUCUCGUUCACACAGAUGUUGAGAAGUUAGAGAACAGACCGGCUCCAGUCUACCUCAAAGAAGGGAAAUAUCGAGCUCUGAAGAUGGAGUUUUCACUGCCAUCCUCUACCUAUGCCACCAUGGCCAUCAGAGAAGUCCUGAAGAUGGACACCAGCAUCAAGAAUCAGACGAAACUCAACACCACCUGGUUUAACUGACCAAUCAGAUGCCAGCUGCCUGGAUCACAUACAUAAGGGCUUGAACAUCAUGUCGAGCUCAUGUAGUAUUGACUCUGUCUAACAUACAGCUUUAGUUCUUCACAAGCUACUUGGGGUUUUUCUUGUUUUUAAAAACUUGUUUUUUUUAUCAGUCAGAUUGUUUGCAGCUUGUUUCUUGAUUGGUUUUGGAGUCAGACUGUGGACUGAGGCAAUGAUUUAUUACUGUAACCUGUUUGACUUCUGCUCAAAACAUUUCACAGUGUAAAUAUUAUAUUCUUAAUAAACAAGCCACACAGA